Molecule: messenger RNA, 2543 nt
Organism: Onychomys torridus (southern grasshopper mouse)
Lineage: Eukaryota; Metazoa; Chordata; Mammalia; Rodentia; Cricetidae
Gene: Cdkl4
Product: cyclin dependent kinase like 4
Exons: 11
Coding region: 261-1289 (342 amino acids)
Biological process (GO): protein phosphorylation
Cellular component (GO): nucleus
Molecular function (GO): ATP binding; cyclin-dependent protein serine/threonine kinase activity
Source: RefSeq, a predicted model, not a curated record
CCCGGUUGCCCUGGCUACGCGGCUGCGGCUGGGUCUCUCGGGAGUUCCUGGGGCUGCAGCAGACGGAAGGACGGACGGACCAGUGCGGGCUGGGGUUACUCAUGACUAUACACUGCGCCACCCUCGCCACACCGAGUCUGUGCCGUGGAGGUGUAGAGCUUUGUACUCUGCCUUGUUGCGAAAUUCUUCCCCCUGGCCGUGCGGUUCCGGUGCGACGCUGUACGUCAAUCCCGACGCUAACUUAAGUCGCUCUCGCUGUAAUGGAAAAGUAUGAAAAGCUGGCUAAGAUUGGAGAAGGGUCUUACGGGGUUGUCUUCAAGUGCAGAAACAAGUCGUCUGGACAAGUGGUAGCUAUCAAAAAAUUCGUGGAAUCCGAAGACGAUCCGGUUGUUAAGAAAAUAGCGCUGAGAGAAAUCCGGAUGCUGAAGCAGUUGAAACACCCAAACCUUGUGAACCUCAUCGAGGUGUUCAGAAGAAAGAGAAAGAUGCACCUAGUUUUCGAGUACUGUGAUCACACGCUGUUACACGAACUGGAGAGAAACCCAAACGGCGUUCCUGAUGGAGUCAUCAAAAGCGUGCUGUGGCAAACCCUUGAAGCCCUUAACUUCUGCCACAAACAUAACUGUAUUCAUCGGGACGUAAAACCCGAAAACAUCCUAAUAACCAAGCAAGGAAUGAUCAAGAUUUGUGACUUUGGAUUCGCACGAAUUCUGAUUCCAGGAGACGCCUACACAGACUACGUUGCCACCAGGUGGUACCGAGCCCCUGAACUGCUGGUGGGAGACACGAAGUACGGUUCCUCCGUGGACAUGUGGGCCGUCGGCUGUGUUUUUGCAGAGCUUCUGACGGGUCAGCCACUGUGGCCAGGAAAAUCAGAUGUGGACCAGCUCUAUUUGAUCAUCAGGACACUGGGAAAGCUCAUCCCAAGACAUCAGUCUAUCUUCAAAAGUAACCAGUUUUUCCGUGGCAUCAGCAUACCUGAACCAGAAGACAUGGAAACUCUUGAAGAAAAAUUCUCGAAUGUUCAGCCUGUGGCUUUAAAUUUCAUGAAGGGCUGUCUGAAGAUGAACCCAGACGACAGGCUGACCUGCGCCCAGCUGCUGGACAGCGCCUACUUCGACUCUUUUCGAGAGGAGCAGAUGAAAAGGAAAGCCCGCAGCGAGGGAAGAAGCAGGAGGCGUCAGCAGAAUCAACUGUUGCCUCUUAUACCUGGAAGCUACAUCUCCCCCACACCUGAUGGAAGAAAACAAGUCCUCCAGUUAAAAUUUGACCAUCUCCCUAACAUUUAGGGAACGUGUUCCUCCCGGUGCGUUCACUUAAUAUGUAGAUAUUUUUGUACGAGAUAGGAAUCCUCAGUGUUUCCAACGCAAACGAGCAGUGUGAAAAUGAAGGUACCUCCGAGAACCGAUUCGCUCUGAGGAUUCUGAUUCCUGUGCCUUCUCCACGCCAACUCCGUCUCCUAGAACAGUCUCUUUAAAUGCCGUAAUGCCAAAACGGCACACACAGGGAGGAGACGCUUUCAAUUCCAACAGAGUUGUACUUCUUAGACGCUGCGACUCUGUGGGCUGACGCUUCGGUUUAGGGGAAGAUUUCCAUGCGUCAUCUCUCUUCAGCUGACACUGUAACAUCCUGAGUAGAAGCAGAUCUGCUGGCUGCUGUCGACAGAGGGGACGACAUUGAGCUGCCACACUGGAAUGUCUUCUCAGGGGAGCCCGGUCUUUCUUUAUUCUGCAUUUACGUUGCUGUAGCAUGGUGAUCGUGAAAGGUGGUCUAGGUUUACUUACCUCUUGACUCAGGGGACACUCUGCUCUCCCUCUCUCUUUCACAUGAGACAUUGAUGAGUCUACUUUUACAGCGAGUUAGAGAAAAUUCCAUACACGACCCAUAGCGGACAGACUACAAGGAAUCACCCACCACAUGACAGUUAUGCCCCCAAAUCACUGGCUGCCCACUCUAAGGCCGUCCCUGGGGCACCAUGCUUUCUUUUUCUUUUUCUUCUUUUUUAAUCUACUUGGGGGGGGAGGGGCUUAUGUGGAAGUCAAAGGCCUCACUCCCUGGAGGCCAGCCUGGUCUAUAUGGCAAGACCGUGUCUUAUCACCUACUCUCUGAAAGUUGAUUGAGCCCAAUCCCUGCUGCUGGACAUAUAAAAUAUGUACAAUCCAUACAUAUGUAGAAUGCCAUUAAUGUCAUUUGUUGAAAUAGCUAAAGAUCUUGCUAGUAGUAGAAAUGUAUAAAUGUCCUUUGCCUUGGUGGGUAUCUUAGUAUUUCAUCUCUGACCUAAUUACAGUUAGAUUAAAACAUCAAAGAAUGAUUAUGUAGUCUACAUUUUAAAAGUAGGCCUGUUCUGGUUACAUUAGUUAAAAGGCUUAUGAAAGGCUGGGGAUGUGACUGAACUGAUGGAGUUUUUACCUACUAGGCAGGAAACCCUGGGUUUCAUCUCCAGCAUGGAAUAAAAUAGCUGUAGCCAUAGCUACCUGGAAUUAGACAUUCCAAGUUAGGACUGGAGAGAUGGCUCAGAGGUUAAGAGCACUGGCUGCUCUUCC